AUGGAACAAGCACCAUCAGAACAACAUAUGGAGGUGGGGGAACCUUCAUCCUCUCUUCCGCCACAUUUAAGUGAGAUGGGACAGGGAAACUAUGAAACUAGUGAAGGUGUCCAACAACAGCAGGAGCAAAGUGAGAAUAUCACCACUGAAGAAAUCGAUGAUAGCGCUGAAGUGAUCCAUGAUGACCCUACAGAGCCUCGUCCAAAUGCAUUGCUUCUAAGGGGGGUUGAAUCAUUAGAUACACGUGCUAUUAAGUACUAUGUGGAUGCAUAUGUAAAACCGGGAUACAGUUUUGCAAAUAGAGAUCUAUUUGCCAUGUUUAACUACAAAUUGGAGUGGGUGAACGACGAAUCGAUCAAUAUAGUUUUUAUCUCUGGAGAACAAGCCCCUGAGGGAGCUCAGGAGGCUCUUAAGCGUCUAACGGACGAUUCGGUUGAUUUGGAUAGUCUUACUCCCACAGACGAGAGGUCUGCCAAACCAUUCCAAAAAGAGAAGGACGAUAAAGAAUCUAAUGAGACCGCCGAUACUGGAUUUGUAUUAGCGGCACCACAGCCGGAUGACUUCAGGCUGACUGUUCGACAGAGUUUUUACGGGGACAGAAAGGUGAAGAAUGCUAGAAUCUACUCCAGAUAUUACUUAAUGCACGGUCAGCCGGACAAAGCUGAGAGAUUGCCUGUUGCCAAGGAUAGAAUGCAUGGUAAAAGAUUUGGUUAUCAUGAUUAUAGUAAGGACUUAAUCACAGGUGAAGAGCCUGAGCCCGAGCUUCUGACUAGAGAUGAGGAGGGACAUGGUAUAUUAUCGGGCAUUAGAGACUCGAGGCAUGAAAUAGGAGUGAGACGAAGAAAUAGAGGGCGGGGUAGGGGAAGAGAAAGAUUCAGAAGGUAUGGCGAUGAUAGAUACAGAUCAUCCAGAGACGAUGGCGAGUAUCGAAGAGAAAAAGCAGAUCAGGAUGACUUGUUUCCAGAUUUCUUUAAGAGAAAGGAGGAAGACAGAGAGAGAGAACAGUCUCCAUCUCGAAUGGAUGAGUAG
Molecule: messenger RNA, 1029 nt
Organism: Brettanomyces nanus
Lineage: Eukaryota; Fungi; Ascomycota; Pichiomycetes; Pichiales; Pichiaceae
Exons: 1
Coding region: 1-1029 (342 amino acids)
Cellular component (GO): cytosol; nucleus
Molecular function (GO): mRNA binding; RNA 7-methylguanosine cap binding
Source: RefSeq, a predicted model, not a curated record